CCAAUAAUCUAUUUUGUUUUACAUGUCUUUUUAGAAAUGGUAAACAAUUAAAGUAAAAAAGAGACAGAGGUGGCUCGAGGCAGAAAAGUCUACAAUAUAUCCAUCCUCGGAAAAAUAAAGAAGAUAAAAUCAGUUCCGUAUCUAUAUAAGAAAAUAGACAAAAGUCACAAAACCUCAUCAGAGCUGUCCGAAUUCUCCAAGUCUCUCAUCAUCACACCCACUCCAACAAACUUUCUACGAGAGAAAAAAACAAAAAGAAAAACAAACAAUGGAGAAUCUUGUAGGUCUUCUUCGAAUUCAUGUGAAAAGAGGUGUGAAUCUCGCCAUUAGAGACAUCUCAAGCAGUGAUCCUUACAUCGUCGUUCACUGCGGUAAACAGAAGUUGAAAACACGCGUGGUGAAACAUAGUGUAAACCCCGAGUGGAACGACGACUUGACACUUUCCGUGACUGAUCCGAAUCUCCCGAUUAAACUUACGGUUUAUGACUAUGACUUGCUCUCCGCGGAUGACAAGAUGGGAGAAGCCGAGUUCCACAUUGGUCCAUUUAUUGAAGCUAUUAAAUUUGCCCAUCAGCUCGGACCAGGACUUCCUAAUGGGACCAUAAUAAAGAAGAUAGAGCCGAGCAGAAAAAAUUGUUUGUCUGAAUCAAGCCACAUUGUGUUGAACCAAGGCAAGAUUGUCCAGAAUAUGUUCCUUAGACUCCAGCACGUGGAGUGUGGAGAGGUUGAGCUACAGCUCGAGUGGAUCGAUGUCCCGGGUUCAAGGGGUAUUUAGGUCAAAUCAUAUCGAUCCGAUCUUUAUUAGUCCCUUGUGCAUAUGGUUAGAAACUAGAACUAUGGUGCAGUUUAAAACUGGUCAAUGAAAGAAUCUCAAACUGGCUUGUGUAAUAAACUCAUUUCGUUUUUUUUUUCUCUUGUUUGAUUCCAAAAAGUUUGCAAUUCCAUGAGGAGUAAGUGUAAACAUUUGGAUAUCUACAUAAAUAUCCUGUCUUAUUAGCGUGAAUUGUGUAGACUCAAUGAUCUUUCGCCUCUUCUUUGUGAACUAUUAGGGAUUCUGAUAGUUCCAAUUAUGAGCUUAGGAACAAUUGACACAAAUGUCUGUUUAGCUAUUAAUUAUUAUUUUUC
Molecule: messenger RNA, 1125 nt
Organism: Arabidopsis thaliana (thale cress)
Lineage: Eukaryota; Viridiplantae; Streptophyta; Magnoliopsida; Brassicales; Brassicaceae
Product: Calcium-dependent lipid-binding (CaLB domain) family protein
Exons: 3
Coding region: 269-775 (168 amino acids)
Biological process (GO): positive regulation of abscisic acid-activated signaling pathway
Cellular component (GO): nucleus; plasma membrane
Source: RefSeq, marked reviewed